Terrapene triunguis (Three-toed box turtle) is the source of this 1438-nucleotide messenger RNA. RefSeq names its product zinc finger CCCH domain-containing protein 3-like. The annotation marks the transcript as partial. The transcript has a single exon. Lineage: Eukaryota; Metazoa; Chordata; Testudines; Emydidae. The record is from RefSeq and is a predicted model, not a curated record.
GUCUCAUAAAUGACCAUAAAAACAUCCAUGGAAAUGCACCAGUGCCCCCGCCCUCCAGGACUCCAAGGUGGAGAAAUCCCAGGCAGACUGCCUUCAACAGUCAGGGAACAUUCACCGCAAGAUAUUCUCAGCAAGCUCCAAGGGAUUUCCAAUCACCUCAAGGUAACUCCUGGAGGAAAAAAUACUCCCUUGUAAACAGACCGCCUGCAUCAACACAUCAUCCUGGAAGCAGUGCAUCUGCUAACACACUUCAGGCUUUUGUGAGCCAAAGGAAUAACCAGCCUCCUGGGCCACAGGGAACAGGCUCGGAAAGGCAAGUGGGCUUAGCAACAGGUGGUAUAGUCAUAGGAGUCAAACUGCCACAGAGGACUAGCUCAGCCUUGGACAAUAGAAACGUUAGUGAGUUGGGAUCCCAGCAGAGUUCCUCUGGGAUGAAAGCAGCCAUAGCUGCUCCAAAGGGAAAUGAAAAGGUUCAUGAAAGUUCUAGCUUUCAAAGUGUUGCUCAAAAAGAGGACAAAGAAACGUCUCUCUCUGUCUCCCAGAGUUCAUUGCACCAGCCUGCUGUUGCUGGAGGCAGAGAUGACGCAAGCCCAGCAUAUGCAAAGGAACUGGGCAAACUUCGGACUGCGAAACUGGCUAAAAGUGCCCCUGAGUUACGUGACGUUAUCAGUGAAAGUGCCAUAGCAUUAAAAUCCAAGCCUCAACAGCCUUCAGCACUUCCUGAUCGAGAAUCAGGCUGGUUGGUAGCCUGGAAGAAGCCAGUAGCACACGUUCCAUCUCACUGUAGUUCAGAGCAAGUCACGGCAGGAAGAGAUACUUUGAAGGAGCCAAAGACCCUUGGAAAAUCUGAGGCACACACAAGCUCACUUCAGGCUGUGACUUCAGAGGUUGGGAUAAACCCAGUGAAGAACCAGUUUGCAGUACCACACAAGCUCCCCAGUUUCCAAAGAGCUGCCUCAACGCCAGUCUCCAGUAAAGCUUCUAAGUUCAGGAAAACCAACUAUACGUGGGUAGCAAAUCCUAGUAAAUGCCCUCGUGCUGUAAAGAGAUGGACCAGCCCUAGAGCUUCUGAAAGCACUAGGAAGCUUUCUGUGGGAGCAGAGAGAACUGCUAAGCCACUGCCAAAGGGGGACUUGGGAGCAAAGCUGAAGAAAUCCGGAGUGCAUUUGAAGCUGGAUGCCUCUCCUAGUAAAUACAAAUGGAAAGCAUCCAGCCUACAGCCACCUUCUUCAGCUUCCAAGUCAGUGUUCAGGUGGCAGUCUGAGGGACGAAAGGAGGCUGGAGUCUCCCAGGUUUCCAGAGCCAACCUUGGCCUUCAGACUCUAAGCAACGCAUCCAUCGGUCAUGGUGGGUUGAAGUCAUCUUUCAACGAUGCUGCACUUUCCACUUAUAAAGUGAAGAGCCGGACCAAAAUCAUCAGGAGAAAGGGGAGUUGCUG